AUGGAGCAGGCCUUUGCUGACAAGUUACUGAAAUACCAGCCUCUCGUGUCACGCCUGAACAACCUCGGUUAUCAGUGCAAGCUUGUGGUGCUGAUAUUCGGGAGUCUCGGCCAUCUACAUAGGCUGACGGUACAUGGUCUUCAGAUUGCAGUCCUGCAUAAGACCGAGGCAAAGCAGUUAACAAGUCUACGGAGGGAGGGCUACACGGUGCAGGUGGCGGUGAACGACUACCUGGACAUCUACUGCCCACACUACAACACUACCGCCGCCAACCAGCGGGGGACACUGGAGCGCACUGUGGCCGAGCAGUACGUCCUCUACAUGGUCAGCUACCGUGGCUACCGCACCUGCGACCCCCAGAUGGGCUUCAAGCGCUGGGAGUGCAACCGGCCACACGCGCCCCACGCACCCAUCAAAUUCUCUGAGAAGUUCCAGCGCUACAGCGCCUUCUCCCUGGGCUACGAGUUCAACGUGGGUCACGAGUACUACUACAUAUCCACGCCCACCCAUCACCACGGCCACAGCUGCCUGAGACUGAGAGUCUACGUCUGCUGCUCCACGGUCUCCCAUGGUGAUGAUUCCAGUCAGACUCCACCUGACUACACAGUCAGGCCCAAUAUCAAAAUACACAACAUUGAUGAAUUUAACCCUGAAAUUCCCAAACUGGAGAAGAGCGUCAGUGGCAGCAGCCGAUCACGCGAUCGCCUUCUGCUCACCGUGGCAACACUGCUCAUCUCCGCCCUCCUGGUUUCCUAG
Salvelinus namaycush (lake trout) is the source of this 756-nucleotide messenger RNA. Its product is annotated as ephrin-A3-like. Gene Ontology annotation, molecular function: ephrin receptor binding. Gene Ontology annotation, biological process: axon guidance; ephrin receptor signaling pathway. The record is from RefSeq and is a predicted model, not a curated record. The transcript has 5 exons. Gene Ontology annotation, cellular component: plasma membrane. Lineage: Eukaryota; Metazoa; Chordata; Actinopteri; Salmoniformes; Salmonidae. Bases 1 to 756 code for a protein of 251 amino acids.